UGUAUCUGUUUCAUAUUAACAUUGAUUUCUCUGCAGGCCCGGGUCCUUUUUGUGAUAAUUGUGCUGAUCCAGCUCACCAUUCUCAUUACUUUUAGGCACCGAGGAUAUCCAGAGCAUAAAGGGUCUCCAGGAUUUAUAAAUUUGACCUCAUUUUCCCUCCACGUCCUGAGCAAACUAAACAUCUUCUAUUAUUCUGUGUUGUUGCUAACCCUAUAUACAGCACUGGGACCAUGGUUUGUUGGUGAGAUCACUAAAGGCAAACUGGGUUGCUGCUUUUCCUUUGGGAUGUUUGUUGAUGGACAUUUCCUACAAGGCAGCCUAACAUUUGUAGUUGGAAUUCUGCAGCUGGCAUUUUUUAACAUACCGUUGAUGGCUUACCUGUGUUGGAGCUUGCUGCAGCGGUGCUGUGGUCACAACUUCCGGUCUCAUCUCCGUCAAGGAAAAUACUUGAAAAUUGUACCUGUUCACCUACUUAUGUUACUGCUGUACAUCUGGCAGAUUUAUUCCUGUUACUUUCUUCAUAUGACAUACGGCGCUCUAGCUUUUUUCUUCUCCCCUUUGCGGACCUGGUUGACACUGUUGACACCUGUUAUCAUUCGUGGUGUGUGGACUCUGAACUCUACCGAGCUUGGAACCUUCAUAGCACAGUUAAAAAGCCACUUGAGCUCCUGAAGGCCUUGCCUCACCAUCUGCCCCUGGAGCCCAGGCCUCUGCCCCAGCUGCAGGUAGAAGGCCAGAAGGCCAGUGCUGAUGGGCAAGCUUCAGGGAGCUGCUGCUCUCUGGACACCUAGGAGUUGGGGGGAUUACCCACUUCUGAUUCCUGCAGAAUGGACUGCAGAAAAAUCUCUAAAUAAUGCCACGAUUCCUUCCUUCUCCAAGAAGGCAGGGGAUUGAUUUACUUUUGUGAAGAGAAAGUUCUAAUCAGGAGAUCCACAGGGCAGGGUCUGGAUGUGUGUAUGGGAGUAUCAGAAGCCCAGUGUAUUUUUUAUGGUUACCUCAUGUAAAGUACCUAGCACAGUAUGUGGACCUCAGUAGCCGGCACCACUUCAGAGUCAGGGAAGCAGUACGAACUUGAGGCCUCCCCUGACUACCCUCGAGAUACUAGCUCCAAGUCUUCUUUUCUCUCGGGGUUAUGGGCUCUCGGCUUCUUUAGGUGUGGGUGCUUUCAGCUAAUCAAAUAAAAGAGUGAUGAUUAAGAA
Molecule: messenger RNA, 1199 nt
Organism: Leptonychotes weddellii (Weddell seal)
Lineage: Eukaryota; Metazoa; Chordata; Mammalia; Carnivora; Phocidae
Source: RefSeq, a predicted model, not a curated record